AUGCGACCCGCUCCUGACCUCGCGCCUUUCCAUCGAAAACCCUCCCUCGACCACCCCUCCCCAUCUCUCGAUCCCCGCACUUUUCUCCAGACCCCCACAGCGUUCUUCCUAUCGCGCAAUCCGGAUGCAUCCGAUCUAGAGUCGCUUGCAAGUCCAAGUCCAACCAUGGACGAGCCAAGCGACUCGAAAGACAGCAUGUACGGUGUUCACAGCCUCGGCGAUUCUCUACUGCAUUCCCCGUCAGCCGCAAGCUCGCCGCGCGUACCUCCUUCCGAUAGUCACGCCGCCGACAACGACAACAGUUCCUUGCACAUCCCCGACGAAGCAGAGGAGCUCCAAGCAUCGCGGCGACGAUCAACACUCAAGCCAGCUGACGCCAUGUCUCGAGAUUCGCCUGUCCCACCUGUUGUCCCCAAUACCAUCUCCCGGCCGUUAACCCCGCUCAACCCCGAUGAUGCGCUCUCCUUGCCGGGAAGCAGCCCUAGGUCUGUCUCCAACUACUCGUUGCGACCGCUCGACGACAUUUCGAUCACAGAUGACACCAACAGUCAAGCGGUCUUAUCGGGGGACGAGGACGAAAGGAUUAGAAGACCGAGUCCAUCGCCGCACGCGGGGUUUAAUGGAGCAUCUCAGUUCAUCAUGCCAAGUAUCGAGAUGCCCAGCCGACGACCAUUCACGGAACGGGGAAAAGCGAUGGGAAGGUUCAAAGUCAUGAUUGCUGGAGCUUCAGGCUCGGGAAAGACAUCGCUCAUCAAAUCAAUCGUCCACACUUGCGAGGACAUUGUUCACAUCGAUCCAAUUGAUACUUCCUCCCACAGUACCUCGCUCGAGCGGCGCCGUUCGUCACGACCCCACUCUGGAUCUGUCCCCACUCGCGGGAUGCCCGCCGCUACCACCGAGAUCUACGCUAGCACCAAACCGUAUCCUCCGUGGUGGUCAGACCUGGAAGACUCGCGCGUGCUCCGACGCCGAAAGAGUAUCGGCGAGAUCAUUCUGGAGCGGAAUCUCUGUUUUGUGGACACUCCGGCUAUUUCACUGAGUCGGGCUGGUCAAACCGAUGCCAUCUUGCAGUACAUGGGACAGCAGUUUACCCGGGCCACCGCUGCUCUUUCAGGAUCCAGUGUGGAUUUGCAAAAUCUUCUUGCAGGAAAUGGAGGCUCUCAGGUGGAUGCGGUUCUUUACCUCAUAUCCAACGAUACAUUGUCUGUGGAUAUGGAAUGCAUCCGCAAGCUCUGUCAGCUGAGCAACGUCAUCCCCGUGAUUGCCAAAGCCGACACACUUUCCCCUGAGCAAAUUGAAAUGACCAAAGUCCGUUUCCACCAAGAUGCUCAACUUGCCGGCGUCAAGCCCUUCCUCUUCGGUGCACCCCCGGAAGGAUUGGAAGGACUUGACCCCCAGCCACCAUACACCGUGUCAUCUGUUCGAACAGCUGAUCUAGACGUUAUGGACGCCAGCACAUUGAUGAGAUCAGAUUACCAACAACCACUUUUCCCAUCCGACCUAGAAAUUCUGGUCGAAAAGCUCUUCGACCGCGAGUAUCUGGCAUGGAUGCGCCAUUCCGCUGCAAAGAAACUCGUCCAGCGAGGAGGGGACUUUACAGCACCAAUCCCUUCGCCAAUGGGCCUGCCAACCCAAGAUGGACGAUCUGCAUGGCGCGCAUCAUCGGGCAUGUCACUGGACCCUUCCGUCUGCUACGGCGACAAUUCCCGUCCCUCACGACAAAGCUACGCCAUGGCCCGAUUCGUCGAUCUCAGCCGCCACGAAGAACAAAUGGCACAAGUCCGCCUGGCCCACUGGGCAACCGAUCUCCAGAGAAGUCUACAGAACGAAAGGGACCGCUACGCUUCUCUCGCCCGAGGCGAUAGAGCCGUCUGGCUGACAGAGAAGCUAAGCGAAUGCGUGAUGGACGGCUCGCUCAUCCCCGUCUCAAAGACUCCUGGAUUCUGCGGGUUGAACAUGCGAUCCAGCGAGAAGAUGCGCGCGCACGCCGACUACCACGUCUCCCUCAGUUCUCACGAUCCUCUGGGCGUCGUUGGAUGGAUCGACGAUCUUGGACGGCGUGGAUGGGUUCUGGUCCAGAUCGUCGGGAGCGUGGGUGUCGUGGGUGGACUUGCGUUCUGGCUUGCGCGGACCUUGGGUCUUCCCACGCGCAGUCUGGCGGAUCUGCAUCUUGAGCACUGGUAUGGAGGUUUUGAGCGCUAG
Molecule: messenger RNA, 2202 nt
Organism: Penicillium argentinense
Lineage: Eukaryota; Fungi; Ascomycota; Eurotiomycetes; Eurotiales; Aspergillaceae
Exons: 3
Coding region: 1-2202 (733 amino acids)
Biological process (GO): cytoskeleton-dependent cytokinesis
Cellular component (GO): microtubule cytoskeleton; septin ring; cell division site
Molecular function (GO): GTPase activity; GTP binding; molecular adaptor activity
Source: RefSeq, a predicted model, not a curated record